AUGCCUAACCAUGCACAAGCUAUUAUAGCGACCAAAAAAGUCGAGUUUGUCAUUGGGGACGUCAAGAAUGUCGACUUCGGGAUUCAGCCUGCCAUUUUCCAGAAACUCCAAGCCCAAGUCACGCUGGUCAUUCAUACGGCGGCCAAAAUCACACUUGAGGGACCCAUUCAAGAUGCACUCGAAAACAACUGUCUUCCUGCACUGGAAAUGGCACGCAUUGCGUCGUUGUUCCGACGAUUGAAGCUUCUUGUGCAGCUCUCUACGUCAUAUGUCAACAGCCAUCUCCCAGAUGGUCCAGUUCUAGAGCGGAUAUACCCAUUGGGAGACGGCGAUCCAGAGGAAGAAUUGGCAUCCAUGAUGGCACUUGGAAAAUCAGCAUACGCAGCUCAGUUCUCAUCCAGCUACACCUUGGCCAAGCACAUGAUGGAACGCCUGCUACUGAAACGCUUCCCAACUCUCCCGAUACUGCUGUUACGGCCAACGAUCUUUGGCCCUGCAUUGAAGCAUCCAUACGUGUUAUAUGGACCAGAAGAUUCUACGCCUCUUACCAAAUUUGCCAGAUUCUGGUACGCCGACCGCGGAGCCACCCAGAUCUGGCAUGCCACCGAAGGCUACAAAUCCGGUGCAAACAUCCUUGACGAGAUACCUGUGGAUCUGGUGACAAAUGCCUGUCUAUUACACGCAGCAGCACGUACAACAGGGAUUGUCCACAUCGGCUCCCAGCUCUACCAUCCGGUGACCUUCGACGAGUUCUUCGACCUAGCUCAAGAAGCCAGCACGCCGCUUGUCCGACGAGAAAUGCCAAAGCUGGUCUUCACGGAGGAUCACAGUGCACCUCAAUGCUUCCUUGCAGAGCUGGUCCAGGUUGGGACUCGCAAUUGGCUGUUCGACUGUGGCCGGUCCUACUGGCUGAAGCAGGUCAGUGGACCUUUAAGUAUACGGGUAUGCAAACACGAGGCCGAUAGUUUGAACAAGAUACGGAUUCUUGAUGUUUCUGGACUAUCGAAAGAGAAGGCUCGAAUCUGA
Messenger RNA from Penicillium antarcticum, 1026 nucleotides. RefSeq lists its product as uncharacterized. Gene Ontology annotation, biological process: long-chain fatty-acyl-CoA metabolic process. Lineage: Eukaryota; Fungi; Ascomycota; Eurotiomycetes; Eurotiales; Aspergillaceae. Gene Ontology annotation, cellular component: peroxisome. Bases 1 to 1026 code for a protein of 341 amino acids. The record is from RefSeq and is a predicted model, not a curated record. The transcript has a single exon. Gene Ontology annotation, molecular function: alcohol-forming very long-chain fatty acyl-CoA reductase (NADP+) activity.